This is a messenger RNA of Annulohypoxylon truncatum, 2277 nucleotides long. Its product is annotated as NADH:flavin oxidoreductase/NADH oxidase family protein. The record is from RefSeq and is a predicted model, not a curated record. Gene Ontology annotation, molecular function: FMN binding; NADPH dehydrogenase activity. The transcript has a single exon. The coding region runs from base 570 to 1679 and encodes 369 amino acids. NCBI's taxonomy places the organism in Eukaryota, Fungi, Ascomycota, Sordariomycetes, Xylariales, Hypoxylaceae.
GAAUUAAAGGUUUUAAAGUACUUGCAAAGUUAAGCAUAUGUACGGAAGAUUAUUUUUUUCAUUAUCUAUUAAACCCCUAAGUUUUAUAAUAUGGGUGGGUUUUCCGCGGCCGUAUACGUAUCGGGAUAAAAACUUGAUGUAUUCUUUAAAACCGCCAUGCCGAGUCGCAUUCCCCGCCCACGCCGUACGAUAGCAUAAAGUUAUCGCAGAUUUUAAGUCAUGAAAGUUGUGGAGCUUAUAAAGCUUACAAAUCUUCGGCGCUACAACUAUCGCGCAAUUCCAUGCUACCCAUGGCUUCUUACUAGCCAAAUCCCACCUUGGACGGUUCUUGCCUUGAAUUGUAAAUCGGCCUACCAAUCGUCGGACCCAACACGUGUUUCAGUCAAUGCUAUAUUACAAAUGAAACCAACCUAGAAGGUUCUGUUAACCCCUACUCACGCAAGUGGAUAUUUACCUAUAUAAAAGAUGGCUUGUCAAGUUAUCGACUUAAGAAGGUUGAGUGUCAUCAUCGGUACACUACAACACGCCAGUUUAACUCCCUAUCCCCAACCUAAACUAAAUCUUCGAAAAUGGCCCAAUCAUCACGUCUCUUCCAGCCGUUAAAAAUUGGAAAUGCCACCCUUCAACAUCGUGUAGUAAUGGCGCCCUUAACUCGGUUCCGUGCCGACGCGAACCACGUACCCCUCCCUUUCGUGAAGGACUAUUACCAGCAGCGAGGGUCCGUACCGGGAACUCUGCUGAUUACGGAAGCGACUUUUAUUACUAAAGAAGCUGGAGGAUACCCCAAUGUCCCCGGAAUCUGGUCUAAGGAACAAAUAACAGCGUGGAAAGAUAUCACCGAUGCCGUACAUGCCAAAGGCUCGUACAUCUACGUGCAGCUGUGGGCGUUGGGUCGAGUAGCAAACCCGGCCGUUGCCGAGGCAGAAGGCUUUCAAGUCAAGGGCGCCAGCCCCAUACCUCAGGCCGAGGACGCAACUGUCCCGGCUGAGCUGAGCUUGGACGAGAUUAAGUCUUUCGUAGCCAAUUAUGCGCAAGCAGCGCGAAACGCAGUCGAGGCCGGCUUCGACGGAAUCGAAAUCCACGGAGCCAACGGGUACUUAGUCGACCAGUUUAUCCAAGACACAUCCAACCAGCGUCAAGACCACUACGGUGGUAGCAUCGAAAACCGCGCUCGGUUCGCACUGGAAGUUACUAGUGCCAUCGUGGAAGCUAUCGGCGCGGACAAGGUCGGAAUUCGCCUGUCACCUUGGUCCAAGUUCCAAGGCAUGGGUAUGGAAGAUCCUAUCCCCCAGUUUACCUACGUCGUCAACGGCUUGAAAAAGCUGAAGCUGGCGUAUCUACACGUCGUCCAAUCCUACGUGCAAGAAAGCGACGCGGAUAUCGAAUCUAGCAAGCAGAUCACCUUCAUGCUGGAUGCUUGGGAGAACACGUCCCCUGUCUUAGUCGCAGGUGGAUUCCGGGCCGAGUCCGGAAAACGAGUCGUGGACAACAUCUUCAAGGACAGAGAAGUCGCAGUGGUAUUCGGUCGAUAUUUUAUCUCGACACCAGAUCUGCCUUUCCGGUUGCGGAAGGGCCUGCCCCUGACACCGUACGACCGCGACACGUUUUAUAAUCCCGGCGCGACCGCGGGUUAUAUAGAUUAUACUUUUAGCGAGGAGUUUAUUAAGGCUGCAGCUUAGACGAAAGUUGAAUCGUUGUUCAAUUCAUUAUUAGGUAACGACGUUACCACGAGAGAUUACGGAGGUUAGUAUGCGUGAUUGCUCGGGGUUAUCAAUAAUUUUGGUUUGGAUUAUAACAUGGAAAUAAUACCCCUUUCCCAGAUGUGGAUAGUGUAUUGGAGGAUAUGUUUAACCUACUUAAAUAACUAUGCCUCGCCUAUGGUUAAACGUAGCAACCAAUAUGGGAAUUAAGUCGCAAUAUCGAGUCCACGUUUUGCUUGUGCCAAUGUUAAGGCGCGUGCGUUCUUAAUAGUAUUAGGAAUAUUAUCGUCGACGACUCCCUUACGAAACUUAAGAACGGCACCUACAUUUAUUAGCUAACUUUGACAAUCUCAUUCUUAACCUUAGCUUCGGACGUUUAAGCAUUUGGAACAUUACGUCACAUUCCACGCAAACCGAGGCUGCUUACUCUGGUUGGGAAUGAUAAUAAGCUAGGAGCCAUGCUCACGGCGGUGGUUUCGAGUUUAUUCUUCGGUUCCUGACCCACGCUUCUGGACCCGUUUCCCGAAGCAUCGAUGACGUGUACGGGUUCUACAUGAAUCGCGGGGAUGGCUUCGUC